UCUGUGGAGGAGUUCAAGGAAAGACUUGAACAUUCCCUUCGCGAUUACUAUGGAGACAAUCCUCGUGCUCUCCACUACAGAAGCGUCCGCGUCCUCCUAGUGUUCUGGGACAUCGACAAAGACAACCAGCUAAUCGUGCAUCGUCCGAUCGGGUCGAAGGAAGACCCGCCAUUCAACAUCGGUAACUUCGUCGGCCGCCUCGAGGAUGUGUUUACGAGAUCUUAUAAGUACAAGGUCAACAAACUCGAAUUGCAAAGCCAACUUAGCCAAGAUCCCUCUCCUCAAGAAUCUUUAACAGAGGUGCUACGCGCACAGUUAGAUAAUAUCGAUGAGAACGACCUGGCCAUCGUUUACUACGUUGGCCAUGGCCAGAUGGCAGGGAAUGAUCUAAAGAUCUACCCAACCUACCACAACGACAACCAGGUCAACUUUUCGGCAGUUCGCCGGUUGGUUAUCGAUCGUGCCGCUCCUGAUGUCCUCAUCCUUCUAGACUGCUGCUACGCUGCAUCGGCCGGCGACCAGCUGGCUUACAACGGCCCAGCUUCAUUUAGCAGCAAUUUGAUUCAGCAACUCCAGCACGCAGCCGCGACGAGGCAAAUCUUAACGUCACCUCAACUCUACGCUCGACUUGCAACCAAAGCACUCGUGCGUAAUAAAGAUGGAACGGCGGAGCUACUUUCAACGCCUAUUCACAUUCAAAACUAUCAAACAAACAGACGCCCGAUCUACCUAGCUCCUGUGAUGUCCUUCGAGAAUUGGAGUGUCCCCAGAAGUUUCGCCAUCUUUAGUCAGCCUAUUAACGUCCUCCUUAGCGUUCACCUUCGAGAUGGACAACUCAAGACGCUCCAAGAGCUGAGAGAGUGGCUCAUGCGCUCUCGGCCACCCUGUGUCCACCGAGUCGAGUUCCGAGAUAUAUUUCCUUCAGGCUCUGCAACGUUAAUAUUCGAGGUCACACUUGAUGUUUGGGACAGCCUCCCCGAUCACCCAGCCAUUUCCUUUAUCUCGUUCAAGCAGAACAUACAUCUUCCUCCACCGCCUUCUCCACAGCGAACAAAGCCAAAAUCCCCAGAGAAGGAGCCGGUCGCCUUCGCAAAAUAUGCAGGCGACGUUUCACCCUUAGCCAAACUUAAGGAGAAUAAGAAACCUGGAAAUUAGGAAGCCAAGUCUGGCGAUGAGCUCAUAAUCCGCAAACAUCACAAUGCCAAGCAGGAAAAGGUCUUUUCCAAGGCUAGAAGCUGAGGGGGGGUUCAUGCAUAUAACGAGAUACUGGAGAGGCAGGGUCUAUACAGACGAUGGCUAAUAUCACGGUAGAGGCGCUGGGUGCAGGCACGAAAGUACUUUCACAUAGGAUGAAGAAGGCCGUCAAGGAGAAAGGGGUUGGCAGAGAGGGCAAGGGAAGGGAACACUGUGAUGUUGCGAUGGAUUGUUACACGCGCCUCUGCUUCUAGAUGCUAAACACUGCCUAACUACGUGCAGUUUACUCUUCUUUAUAUUGAUCAUUCGUACAUCUGUG
Molecule: messenger RNA, 1513 nt
Organism: Amorphotheca resinae ATCC 22711
Lineage: Eukaryota; Fungi; Ascomycota; Leotiomycetes; Helotiales; Amorphothecaceae
Exons: 3
Coding region: 373-1155 (260 amino acids)
Source: RefSeq, a predicted model, not a curated record